Messenger RNA from Ostrinia furnacalis (Asian corn borer), 4790 nucleotides. RefSeq lists its product as uncharacterized. Lineage: Eukaryota; Metazoa; Arthropoda; Insecta; Lepidoptera; Crambidae. Bases 19 to 4149 code for a protein of 1376 amino acids. The transcript is spliced from 20 exons. The record is from RefSeq and is a predicted model, not a curated record.
GAGCACCUAAUCCGUCACAUGCUGGUGGUAGACGCCGACAAGCGGCUGUCGCUGCGGGGCGUGGCGCGCCACCGCUGGCUGGCCGCGCACACAGAACACGCCACGCAACCAGACGCGUCAAUCGGGCAGUGCUCGUGCCACGCGGGUUCCCAUGUGCCUCAUAUGUCCCGCGCGGCGGCCUGGCACGACACGGUGCUGGCACACAUGCUGGCAUUGCCCGCGCUCACCGCGGACCACGUGUUCCAGUCAGUCCAAGAGGAGAGGUUCGACCACAUCUACGCGAUAUACCACCUGCUCAUGGACAAGUUGCAGCAGAGGACCAGCGCCAGGAACAGCCUGCAGCACAGAGACUCGCUCGACUCCACCACCGGCCAGCCUUUAGAUCUCACUAGUUGUAAGAAUCCCGAAGAAGAACAAAUGGAGGCCGAGGAGUCCACGCAGGAGUGCCUGGUGUCGAUCCCGUGCGUCAACGUGGACUACUUGACCGAGCGCGCAGACAGCUUGGAGAAGUUCGGCGACGGCUCGGCGCCGGCGGCAGAAGAGACGUGUCAAACGCGCCAUGAAGAACCGCACGCCGCGCGCAGACACACCGUCGGGCCCGGCGACUGCAGGCACGGACAGGGUGGCGAGCUGGGCGUGUGCGGCGCGGCGUCGGCCGACCUGCGCGCAGGCCCGCUGUACGUGUCCGCGCACUUCAACCAACAAGCGCCAGCGAACGUGUCUUUACUGCCCAACACGAACCUCUGCGGCAAACUGCCGGCCGUCCAGCACCAGCCGCCGCGAUACUUCAGCGUGAAAGACCAGCACCUGCUCAAGCCACCACACGCCAUGCAGGGCCACGCGUCAUCAUUCGGACGACGCGCGUCGGACGGCGGCGCGCACGUGCCGCGAGGUCGCGAGCGAGCUUGCUGCCACUCUGCGCCCGCGCAUCAUGCGUCGGACAGUGGCGCGCCCGCCCGAGCCGAAGACUCGGAGGCGUCGGACGAGCACGGAACAGACGCGGCCUACAACAAUAACUUAUGCAGGUACAUGCUGACUCGCGGCAGCGGCAAGAGACACACCAUCGGCUCGCAGGACGACGCCGCUAAUGCCGCCGGAAACUUGCCUAGUACAUCUCCGUCCUCUACGUCGAGCAUACGAGUGAGGAGGACAGGUCUACUCACAGUCACCGAGCGGCCUCCCGUCAUAAGUCCCGAGCUAGUGAUGGAGGUGGAAGCUCGCAUGAACAGAAACUACCUCCCUCCCUCCAUACAGGGCGGAUACCAGUACCAAGGAUACCAAAACCCACCCACGACGACGACGCAAAACGUACCGCAGAGUCCGACUCAAGGGUCCAUAACGCAAGGGACUCCCAACUACAGUAGUGCAGGACCGAGCGGGCAGAAGCAAAUGGUACCGGUAUUAGAGACGAUACCGCAAGGCAGCAUGAUCGGUACCAAAGGCUCGAUUAUGAGUGGUACGCCCAUCACUACGCAAGCAGCGUCGCCGUUUACACCGCAGUUGAGCCAGUAUUCUCCUACGCAUGGGGCGGUGGUCCAAAGUGGGUCCAUAACCAGUGGUACCCCAGUUCAGAACCAGGGGUCAAUUGUGUCUGGCACACCCAUGAGCACAAGCAGUUUUGAUAGCAAGAAUUUCGGCAAUUUUGGAAGCAACUACAGCGCGCCAAACUUUAACACUAUGAAUACCAACUUUAGUAACAGUAACUUCAGCGGAAAUACCAAUAAUUUUGGCGCCAACGUUGGUACAAACAAUUUUGGUACCAACAUGAGUUCAAACCCCAAUUUCGGCGCGAGCAUGUCUUCAAAUAAUUUCGGCACGAAUAUAAACUCCAAUCCAAACUUCGGUACCAAUAUGAACGCUAAUACCAAUUUUGGUGCGAACAUGAAUACCAGUACCAAUUUCAAUGUGAGCUCUAAUCCGAAUUUCGCAAGCAAUUUCGGAUCGAUUACUAGUGGCACGCCUAUGAACUAUCAGAACCAAGUGCAGAAUUCAACCCAGAUGCAAAACAUGCCCAGUGGCUCCAUCAUGGCCGGAACGCCCUGCCAAAACUCGGUAUCUGGUACCAACCAGUAUACGAACCAAGGACAGUACAACACUAGACAAAGGAAAUACUCCGGCCCUCAACGCGUUAAACUGCAAACGUUGGCGACUGUGCAAGAAAUGGCGCGUGAGCACGCAGAGCGAUACUCGCCGGUAAGACGCGCCGAGUGCUCGCCGCCGCGCGCUGCGCAUGACCUGGCCUCUGCCAAGCUGGAGUACCAGCAGUUGCAGCGCGGCCUGGAAAGGAGAAGUGGCGGCAGCAACGCGGGUGCCUCGCCGCCACUACAGGACACGCGGCUACACACGCCGGCUUCCAGUAUGCCAGGCUCGCCGGUAGCGGCGUGUGGAGUAGCGGCCUUAGACCUAAGCCUGGUGUCGCCCGAGGCGGCGAGGGCAGUGCUAUGCGCCGCGCGCUCGUUACGGGACCCGGCGGCUUUGGACUUGCCUAGGACCAAGCUGCUCACACAGGACAUAGCCUUAAAGCUAGGCAUCAACCUGCACACGCUCUGCCUGCCGCACGUCAACGCGUCGCAAGAACUUUUGAAGUGCAUCCACUCGUACUCGGGCUACACGUUACUGUCGGGACGCGCCUCCCCCGCUUCCCCUGGCUCUCCGCUACAUCAAAUUACUGAGGGACUGAGCUAUCUGCACACAGGGUCCAUAACGAGAGGAACCCCACAAGCGUCAGCCACUCCACUAGACCUCCGAAGCAACGUGGAAAUGGACACAUCUCAGUACCCACAACUCCUCCCAAUGGUCCACCCUCAAGUACACCUAGUGACGCACCGGUCGCUAAACAACUCCCCUAUCUCAAACCCCGGGUCUCCCCUCGACAUGAUCCAAGAGGAGAUCGGGAACGGAUCACACAAUGCUGACGCGAAGUUGUUUUCCCAGGAUAUGACCCGCCAUUUGCAGCAUCAGUUCCAAAACUACGCGUCGACUCAUCCUCAGAUAAGUUUGACAGAUUGUUUAGGGUCAGAAAUAACGCUUGUGGCGUCAUCGUCAGAAGACAGUAUGGACAGUCUAGAAAACACCAAGUAUUCGCUACCGCAGUUUGUGAUUUCUGAACCGUCGGACUUAGACGAUAGGCCGUCCAUAACGAAGGGUAUUGGCAGAAAAGUCAGCCAGGAAUCUGAACCGCCACCUCCAGUUGAAAUCCCUAAAGAAGUCGAUAAGGAUACCGAAAUGGAAUCGCCAAAAGAAACCCCCGAUGACACCAAUAAGUUCUUAAGCGAAGACCUAAAAUAUCCGAGACGAGGCAGCGAUAAGUCGUUAGGAUUCAGUGAUGAUUCGCUAAGCAACGACUCGGCGAAUGUCUCGCCAAACUGCGAGCAGAAUGUCCAGUCGAUUUAUUCGAAUAUAGUCUCUAUUAGUUCAGGAUUCAGCGAAAACAGGGGCAGUUUUUCUGAGCAUAGAGAAUCGUUUUCGUUUUCUGAUCGGGGUAGUUUUUCUGAACGGGGAGAUUUUGGAAGAUCGUCGUUUUCGGAAAGGAGCGACUUUGGCAGAGGCAGUUUUUCCGAAAAGGGGGAGACGCCUAGGUCGUCGUUUUCUGCUCAAGGAACACUAGGAGAAGUUAAGGAGUAUUACGAAGAUGUUUAUAUGCCAAGGGACCCAAGCAGGCAUUGUCUGGAAAAGUGUGACGAAGAAAGCCCCCAAGGGACUGAAGAAAUAGAGAAAUUGCAGCGGUCGACCAUGGAUUUGCGAUUGACUGAGAUAUGCAGGCCUGAGGAACAAAAGAUUCCAAUAUUACUGAGUCCCCAAAAAGUGUCCUGCGUGCAAGAAUACUACGAAGUGACGCUGUCCACCGUAUGCUCAAAGUUAGACUCGCAAAGUAUCGUAGAACUUCUAAAAGAGGCUAUAAAUACUAGAGUGCCCCCGCAGAAUAUAUUCGUAGAAACAAACGGACAGAACGACAGCGAGGACGAAGCCCUAACUGGGUUUCUAAAUCUAGAAUAUUCCGGUGGAAUCCAGAUCGAACUGGUUGUGUGCGAGAACAAAGCUAAAGAAAAGAAAGGCCUGAAAAUGCGCCGGAUAUCCGGCGACCAGCGAGAGUACGGCAAGCUAUGUCAGCAAUUGAUCACCAGUCUGACAGUUAAACGUCACUUCUGACACCUGUCACAUUGACGUUUGUUUGGUUCAAACAAUGACCGUUGACUGUGCCCGUAUAUCGUACGGGAGACAUUGUUAUUUAUUUUAUUAACUACAAAGCAUUUAUUGUUUUUCCUUUCUUCUCAAAUGAGGCGUAGGUACUCCAUUCCUUGAAACUUUCCUUGUGUACUUGUGUAUUUGUACGUCGGCCGGGACUUCUGGCGGCCGACACUUGACAGCUGACGGCUGCGUUUGACAGCUGUCACGCGUGACAUUUGCAAUGUAAUGAGGUGAUAUUGUGCAAUAUUAGAUAUGUUUCAAAUUGAAGUUUGUAUGUAUUGUAUGACUUAGGAUCAUUCACGAUUUGUAUAUUUCAUUCCUUCAAAAUGUUACAGACUGUUUUUUAAUUGGGUAUUGCCCGUUUUCUUUCCAAGUGGCGCCCUCUAUAAUUCAGAUUCUUAUUCCUAACUUUGUAUGUAACUACAUUCAGUAUUUCAACAAUAGAACAUGACUAAAAUAAUCCACUAGGUGGCGCUGAACUCUCUAUAGUGACAAACAAAAUUUAACCUAAAACUUUGGGUUAUAAAGUUGAUUUUCUCAAAAAGAGAUUCAACCAGAGAUUGUAGUUAUGGACUGCUUAAACAUUUUUUCUCAUUUAUAAA